This is a messenger RNA of Lachnellula hyalina, 465 nucleotides long. RefSeq names its product Peptidyl-prolyl cis-trans isomerase E (gene Ppie). The transcript is spliced from 3 exons. Bases 1 to 465 code for a protein of 154 amino acids. The record is from RefSeq and is a predicted model, not a curated record. Lineage: Eukaryota; Fungi; Ascomycota; Leotiomycetes; Helotiales; Lachnaceae. Gene Ontology annotation, molecular function: RNA binding.
AUGACGGAUCAAGCAAGGUGGAAGGCUACCGUUUAUGUCGGUGGCCUGGCGGCGAUGAUUACUAUGGAAAAUCUUGAAGCUGCGUUUCUACCUUUUGGAGAAAUUGCCGAUGUCUCUCUCCCUAAACCUGAAGGACCCAACUCAAUGGAGUCCCACCGGGGUUUUGGGUACGUGGAAUUUGAAGAUCCAGAGGACACCAAAGAAGCUAUCGACAAUAUGGACCAGUCUGAGCUGUUCGGAAAAGUCAUUAAAGUCUCAGCCGCGAAGCCCCCGAAAAACGUCAAUGAAGGUCUAGGAAGCAAGACGGCAUUAUGGGAGCAGGAGGGCUGGCUUGCAGAGAACGCUGUGAGUGAGGAGGAUAAGACAGCUGCAGACAGAGCGAGAGCAGUUGCAGAAGACAGACCUGAAGAUCCAAUGCAAGGCUUAGAAGGUCUGGAUGUGGCGGGACCCGCAGCACCAGCGUGA